AUGCAAUUCGUACCCCAGAGGGGCAUAGAGGAGCUAUGGAAAAACAGCUUCCUGGACAGCGUACCCAUGAAAACAAAAGUAGAAAACAGCAAAACGGGAGAUGCAUGGCCAUGCGUACUCUUAAGGAAGAAAAGCUUCGAUGACCUCCACAAGCUCUACUACCUAUGCUUGAAGGAAAAAAAUAAAUUACUAGGAGAGCAGAACUUCCACUUACAGAAUAACACUAAAAUGGUACAACCGGGGCGAUUAAAAAAGGUAAAGCUGACCAUGAAAAGAAUUUUAACCGUCUUGUCACGACGCGCUAUUCAUGAACAGUGCAUUCGAGCCAAGGAAAUGUUAAAAAAGCAACAGGAGAGGGAAGUUUACGAGACGGAGAAAUUUCAACUGGAGGAGCAGUUACUUUAUUUAAGGCACAAAAUGAAUAUGCUUAAGGGUAGCUUUUCUGUGGAAAAAAAUUCUCUUCGUUUGUCCAUUAGCAAAAUUGAAAACAACAUUGAUCAGCUGUCCAUUCUUUUGAAUCCUCUUAAAAAGGACACCAUGCAUUUGCUCAUUCCUAAUUUUAAAUACCAGCGCAAGUACUCCGAUUUGCCUGGGUUUAUUUCGUGGAAGAAGCAGAACGUCGUGGCUCUCCGCAACAAUAUGUCUAGGCUACGCCGCUUUUACUGA
This is a messenger RNA of Plasmodium fragile, 666 nucleotides long. RefSeq lists its product as uncharacterized. Bases 1 to 666 code for a protein of 221 amino acids. Lineage: Eukaryota; Apicomplexa; Aconoidasida; Haemosporida; Plasmodiidae. Gene Ontology annotation, cellular component: mitochondrial ribosome; mitochondrial large ribosomal subunit. Gene Ontology annotation, molecular function: structural constituent of ribosome. The transcript has a single exon. Gene Ontology annotation, biological process: mitochondrial translation. The record is from RefSeq and is a predicted model, not a curated record.